GAACUGAAUGUAUCGGGGUGUUAUUCAGUUCUUCGAGCUCUGCCUCAGAUAUCCUGAUGUAAUCUUUAGUCUGUUUUCUCCAUCUCUGCUCCCAGAGCGGCCUCUUCCUUCUAUUAGUCUCAACAGGCUGCUUCUUCACCUUGCGCUGUUUAUCAUAUUCCUCCUCUUUCAUCAUAACUCGGGCAGAUGGGAGGAGGUUUCGCUCAGUUGUAGUCGGGUACUGGAGCUGAUUAGAGCCCCCAACUUCUGGUACGGACUCCUUCUCCUUUCUAGUAAAGUAACAUAUUUCGACCAUCGAAUUAAAUUUCACUUUCUUCUUUGGGAUUCCCUCAGAAUCUUUCCAUGGGCUCUUUAAACAGCUCUUGAGCUUUGGUGCUGUUAGUUUAGUCCACAUUUUUGAAAAAGUCGUUGCUAAUGCUGAUGACAUUGUUAGGUUUAAAAGAAUUAAAAGCGAUUCGCAAAGUCUUUUUCCACACGGUUGUGUCUCAGGUCUGGAUCUGUGAGCUGCUUGUUGGCUUUUGUGGUUUACAGCCUACCCUGACUCAACACUCUAAACUACUUUGUGAUGUCAUAGUCAAAAAAAAAAUUGCCAGUGAUCUUUCAUCACAUUCAGUUUCUGUGUUGCCAUGGUAAUUUCAUCAAAGAGAACAGUGGUCAGUGGUGUUGUCUGUUGUUGGAGAGCUACAUGUGUCUGCUUUGCAAUCCAGCUGUUCAGCUUUAACAUGGCCGUUACCGAGGAGCAGGAGGAGAACACAGUUGUAAAAACGUUUUUGUUCUCAAUGCUUUUAUUUUGAAACACAGGCUUUUAUUUUGAAACACAGGUUUUUAUUUUGGUGAGUCCAGUUUGAGUUUUUUCUACUGAUCAGCAUGGUAGCCAUUUUGAACACAUUUCCAGAGGAUCACGCAAUCCAGUUCCAUCCUGCUUUCGUUUAACACCUUGGGAAUUGCCAUGUGUGUGGCACAGUUCCAGUGUCCAGAGGACAGCCAGUGUGUGGAUUACUACAAGGUGUGCGACCAACACCCGGACUGCCCUGAAGCAACGGACGAGAUGAACUGUACAGAUGCUGUGCAGUGCACAGAUAUGACCUAUGUGUGUGCCGAUGGAACAUGUCUGAAGAAACCAAACCCAGAGUGCGACUUUGUCACUGACUGCCCCGACGCAUCAGAUGAGAAACAGUGUGACUGCGGCCUGAGGCAGUUCUCCAGCCGUAUCGUCGGGGGUACAAACGCCUCAGAAGGGGAGUGGCCGUGGCAGGUCAGCCUGCAGGUGCGAGGUACCCACAUCUGCGGGGGCACGCUGAUCUCCAGACAGUGGGUGGUGUCUGCUGCUCACUGUUUUGAUGACGACCGUCUGUUCUCCCCUUCAAUGUGGACGGUGUACCUGGGUAAACUCCUCCUGAACCGCAGCAGCCCCACUGAGGAGGUGGCUCGAGUUCAGAGGAUCCUCCUCCACCAAUACUACGAUGACGAGUCCCACGACUACGACCUGGCCCUGCUGAAGCUCGACAGGCUGGUGGUACAUGCUCGACCCGCCUGCCUGCCUCCGCCCACGCACCAGCUGGAGCCUGACCUGCUCUGCUGGGUGACUGGCUGGGGGUCCCUCCGUGAGGGAGGCCGUGCCAGUAAUGUGCUUCAGAAGGUGGAUGUUCGCCUGGUCAGCGAGGAAGCUUGUGUACGCUCCUAUGGCCAGCUUGUUACUCCCAGAAUGCUUUGCGCCGGUUAUCGCACUGGGGAGAAAGACGCCUGUCAGGGAGACUCUGGAGGUCCCUUAGUUUGCCAGGAGCCGUCAGGUCGUUGGUUCCUGGCAGGUGUGGUGAGCUGGGGCAGAGGCUGCGGGCGUCCGGACUACUAUGGUGUCUACACCCGCAUCACCAGGCUCACCGACUGGAUCAAGGUGGUCAUCAGCAGCCCCUGAGACACCUGGGAUGUUCUCCAUGUUCUUCUUCCACCACCUGAAGCGAGGUGCUGAUGAAAACAUGAACAUGUGAGGGGAGAGAAGAUGUUGGAUUGAUUCUCCUUUAAAUGGGUCAGACAACAAUUACCUACUUUACUUAUGCUGGACCUUUCAGAGACUUUCAGGAAUGAUAAUGUCAAGUUUUUUCACCAGAAUUCACCAAAACAUUGAAAAUAACAUAUGUUAACAAGCAUGAAUGUUGAGUUAGAGACAACACUACAACACUGUGAUCAUGUAAUUGCUUGUUCAAUCAUAUAACGAACCAAUCCCCUUCAUUUCAAAGAAAAUGAACUUUUCUAUAAUAAAGGAUCUUCAAUAUUCA
Notolabrus celidotus (New Zealand spotty) is the source of this 2276-nucleotide messenger RNA. RefSeq names its product transmembrane protease serine 6-like. The transcript is spliced from 7 exons. Gene Ontology annotation, molecular function: serine-type endopeptidase activity; protein binding. Lineage: Eukaryota; Metazoa; Chordata; Actinopteri; Labriformes; Labridae. The record is from RefSeq and is a predicted model, not a curated record. Gene Ontology annotation, biological process: proteolysis. Bases 950 to 1915 code for a protein of 321 amino acids.